Molecule: messenger RNA, 3532 nt
Organism: Micropterus salmoides (largemouth bass)
Lineage: Eukaryota; Metazoa; Chordata; Actinopteri; Centrarchiformes; Centrarchidae
Product: glutamine-rich protein 1-like
Exons: 12
Coding region: 233-2479 (748 amino acids)
Source: RefSeq, a predicted model, not a curated record
GUAAGAUGGCGCCCAGCGAAAUAUGAGUGGAUAAGAAAAAGAAAAACUACAGCUAGCCAUUUGACGAAAACCACGACAAAUAAAGAAUACAUCAGCCACAGAGAAACGUUAGUAGCACCUCGCUUUUCUGCUCAUUGAAAGAGCAGUAACGUUUCGAGGGUAGAGAAGCGUUUGUGGGCGGCUCGAGCCUCGGCCCGGUUGAGGAAGAGAGAAGAAGACACUGUCAGCAGCAAUGAACAACUCCCUGGAUGGCACAGGCUCUUACGAGGAGCUUGUGAGGCAAAAGGCUCGGAGCAUCCCUCAGCAUCGCAUGAAGGAGUUCCUGGAGUCCUUGGCAAGCAAGGGUCCAGAUGCCCUGCAGGAAUUCAGUCAGCAAAGUGGAGAUACCACCACCACCACAACCACUAUGGUCUACCAACAAGAGGCGAACUGCAUCUAUACAGACAGCACAGAGGUGGCAGGGUCAUUGUUGGAAUUGGCUUGUCCGGUUCAGGUGCAGGUCCAGCCGCAACAGAUACAGGAGUCCACAUCUCAGCAGCAGUCUGUACAACAGAAUACAGAGCAACAGAUAGUGCAGGUGCAAAUCCAGGGCCAGCAGCAAGGCCAGAUGCUGGGUCAGGUCCUCCAAGUGCCCUCUGGCUCCCAUCAACAGCUUCAAGGUGUGACUACUGCACAGCUGAUUCAGCCUGGGGACCUCACAGAGGAGCAGCACCAGCAGCUGCAAGCCCAGUUGGUGGCAGCCGUUGCAGGAGGACAACAGAUCCAAAUUCAGACAGUGGGGGCCCUCUCUCCCACCCAGCAGCAGGACAAUGUUGAGAGGAGGGUACUGGGAACCACCGUUGCUACAUCACAGGGAGCAGGGGUCCUCCAGCCAGCCAAGAAGCGUAAGGUUGACAUGCCCAUCACUGUGUCCUAUGCCCUGCCUGGUCAGCAAGUAGCCACAGUCCUGGCCAUCCCUCAGGGACAGGGCCAGCAGCAAAGUUACGUGUCACUGCGGCCAGACCUCCUAACCGUGGACAGCUCCCACCUUUACAGUGCUACAGGCACUAUCACCAGUCCCACAGGGGAGACUUGGACAAUCCCUGUCUAUUCUGCUCCUGCUGGUUCCGGAGGCCGUGAGCAGGUCACGCACAUUGCCAUCCCCCAGGAGGCUUAUGGAACAGUGCAGGUCGCGGGAGCAAACACUACAACAAUGACCACAAUGCCAACGCAAGUUACUGUUGAGAACGACAAGCUGAAAAUCCCUGCCAGUCAAAGUCAGACAGCGCAGGCCGUUUCCAGCAUAACAAGCUCUGGAGGAAUGGGAGGCCAAGAAGAAGUGGUGCACACACUCGCUGCAAACACACUGUUCCCAGCCCAGCUGAUGAAUGGAAAUAUCCACAUCCCUGUGGCAGUACAGGGCUACUCCAAUGCUACACAGUCCCUUAUCUGGGAUCCACAACAACAAGUGCUGCACACACAGGGUCUGUCAGGGCAGGACGCACAGCAGCUGCAGGGUCAGACAGUGGUAGCAGAGGUAGAUGGCCAAGGACAGCAGCAGGUGCAGGUGCAGGAGCUGCUGCUGCCUGCCACUCUGAAGCCAGAGGAAGGGCUGGACGUGUGGCGGCUUUGGGCUCAGCGGAAAAAUGCAGAGUUGGACAAAUCAGACAAAAAUAAACUGGCACCAAUUGGCCGACGCCAAGCACUGCGUUUCCAGGAGGACUUGGUGUCGUGUGCGGUAGCUGAACUCUGCAUCGGUCUCUCUUUGAUGACAACAGAGGCUCGGGGGCUGGAAGGGGAGACUUACGAGUCUGAUGUUCUCUACUAUGUAUUUCUGUGCAUACAAAAAUAUCUGUUUGAUAAUGGUCGUGUGGAUGACGUUUUCUCAGAUCAGUACUACACUCGCUUCGCUCACAGUCUGCACCAGAUCUUGGAGCCUUGGAGUCCAUCUAUUCAUCCGCUAGGGUAUAUUAUCCCCAGCCAUGUGACAGAGGAGAUGCUGUGGGAAUGUAAACAGCUGGGAGCUCAUUCUCCCUCCACACUGCUCACAACUCUAAUGUUCUUCAACACCAAGUAUUUCCACCUGAAGACAGUGGAUCAGCAUCUAAAAGUGGCCUUUUCUAAGGUGCUGAGACACACCAGGAAGAGUCCCAACAACCCUAAAGACAAGAGCACCAGCAUCCGAUACCUUAAGUCAACAGAGAGGUUCAUUGGACAGAAAGUAACAGAUGACAUGUACUCAGAGCAGCUAGAGGACCCAGAGAACCCGCUACGAUGCCCCAUCAAGCUCUACGAUUUCUACCUCUUCAAAUGUCCGCAGAGCGCAAAAGGUCGCAAUGACACCUUCUACCUGACUCCUGAGCCAGUGGUAGCGCCGAACAGCCCCAUAUGGUACUCAACUCAGCCAAUCCCAAAAGAGCAGCUGGAGCAGAUGCUUGCCCGCAUCCUCGUCGUCCGCGAAAUCCAGGAAGUCCUUAACAUGUCGGAGAGCGUGCACUAGUUGGACUGGAGGACAACAAUAAAUGGACUAGAGCCUUCCUCUCUCUCUUCACCCAGCCUUUGAUUGCUCAUUAUCAGUAGUUUUGUAUUCUCUCAGACCCAUCUGUGGUCUUUAAGGGUGGCAUGUAUAUGUUUAUAUUCCUUCUGUGUCAGCAUAUCGUACACACACGGACUGUACAUACACAGACAACCAAUACAGGUGAUAAUUUGUCUUAUCGAGGCAAUCUCUCAACCUUACCACAAGUUUUCUUCUUUUUGUUUGGCCAAAGGAUGUAGUGUCUAAUCUUUUUAUUGGACCUGAACUCUAAUUUAAAUGUUAUUUUAACUGUUGGUUCUUAUUACCGAUAGCCUGAAACAAUUGUUAAUUAUCUGUUUUGUUUUAAUCUGUAAUAUAUUUCAUAUAUAUAUAUAUUUUCACUGGGGUUGGCCUGCGCUAUGCUGCUUUCAUAGACAUCCCUCUUUGUCGCUCUACUUUCCCACAUCUGCCUUGUUAAAUCUUGCAGUGAAGACCUCGGUAGUAUCAAGACUGCAUUAGCCAGACAUAGGCUAAACGCUGAUUUUCAAGUUGUGUGUGAAUUCUCCCUCUUUCUUUGUUUCACUUCAUUUGUCAGGACACGCCGAACUCUGAAGGUGAAUCACUUGUUUGUGAAUGCUGCUUGGGGCUGUAGCGCCUCCUGUUGGCCUAGCUCAGCAGCAUUGAAUCACACCAGGACAUUGACUUUAUUGCAAUACAGUGCCGCCACUCGACCUGCAGCUACUGGCACUUGUCACAUGGAGACAUGUCGGAGGGAGGGCAAGGGAUGCUGACUGCUGCUGGAGCCUCAUUUCUCUCCUCUGUCCAUCACCAACCCCAAAACUUACCCGAAGAGGGAUCUAUUGUAUCAUACAUGUUUAUUACAUGACAGAUGAAAGACUAAAAAAAAGUGGGUUAGCCCUUAAUGUUCUAUAAUGUAUAAUACUCAUAGCUCCUUCAUGUACUGUAAUAGGUUUCAGUCAUCUAAGGAGAAUGGCAGUGCCUGUGUGUUUUUGAAACAUGACCUUUUUUGUACAGCCA